CCAUCCUUCUUGAGCCGCUUUUGACGUGCAGGCAGGGUCCUCCACCCAACGUCCAACGUCCAACAAGCAACUCGCUACGGACUCACCUUUCGUCGUAGACUGCUCCCUGUAUACCUACAUCCAAUCGGAGGAGGAGAAUGCGCGGUGCACAAUCCGCACGAGCGCUAAGCGGCUGCGCCUUUCACGUCGAACGAUGCUCCUGGUCCGCUCGCUCGCGCUGCUUGCGCAGCAUCGCGCAAAGCUCCGAGCCGUCGACCAGCAGCACAUCAGUACUUCCAGCAAGCUCUGCCAGGUAUAGCGACCGGCGUUAUUUCGUCGGCUCGCCCAGCGCUCGUCUACCUCGAGCCCUUCCGCCCGGACGCAGAGGUGGCCUGACCUCUGCAGACGUGAGCAGAGAAGACGAUGCGGAGGAGGAGGAACUCGAAGCUUCUGAACAAGCUGGGGAAGUGAAGGCUGGUCAGAUGGAAAUGGAACAGUCUGCGGAUCUGCCUUGGUUCUUGCAGGCUGCACCAGUAGAGCAAGAGCAGAUCGUCGAGGAGGCAGAGACGCCGGACAUGCACUCGGAAGAGCGAGCACGUUUGCGCCAGAGACGAGAUGCGCAGAUCGCGCAGCUGCCUUCUCAAUUGCGUGGCUUGCGCGAUGUGAUACUCGAAAGCCCUUAUGCUCGAAGACUUGUCGAUGAUGAUGGUGCGGAAAUGUCACGCGAUGCACCCAUCGACCGUCCUUUUCGCUUCAUUCAUGCCAAACACCUCGACGAAGAGAGCUGGACGGAAUGGAUCGUGAUUGUGGAGGUGGACACGACAACGGGAGGUGCGGUCACGGGCUUGGCCAGGACAGCUGGAGAGUUUGUAAGUCUUGCUUCGUCCGACCAGGUUUCAAUUUCACUCAACGCGAUUCAGGCUCAAGUGAGACUCUUUUGCUGCCACGCAGCUUUCGCACACGCGGCCGCCUGCUUUCCAAAAAUCCGCACUGGAUGCGUUAGGAGCUUUUAGGGACGCAAGUCCCAGAAAGAAAGGGCAGUUGCGCGAAGAUCAAGAUGAGGAGUCCCCGCCGGCUGCGAACGACCCUUCGCUGCGACCAAAGGGCGUCCCUCGCAUCUCUUGGGCUGCGGGCAGAGAGCUG
Ceraceosorus guamensis is the source of this 1122-nucleotide messenger RNA. RefSeq lists its product as hypothetical. Bases 138 to 992 code for a protein of 284 amino acids. Lineage: Eukaryota; Fungi; Basidiomycota; Exobasidiomycetes; Ceraceosorales; Ceraceosoraceae. The transcript has a single exon. The record is from RefSeq and is a predicted model, not a curated record.